CCCGUUUACAGAUAAGUCCGCAUUUGUCAUUAACCAAUUUGAAACGUCAGACCCACUUGAUGGGAGUCGGUUUCGAGCUGACGCAAGUUGACGCGCCCGGAAAGCGCCACUUGCAAAUACGGCGAGACUCGGCAUUUGUACGCCAUGCCAACGAUGCCUUCGCUGUCCAGCGACCCGAACAGACUUUCGCGCUUAUUGAUCUCCUUGUGGCACUGCCCCUUCAACGUCACCGCUCGACGUCUUCGCAAGUACUCGACUUCACUUCCCACGUCAAAGUCAUGCGCGACUUUUUGCCGCACGUGGCAUCGCCAGACGUCCCCAAGGUCGAGCACACUUGCGACCGCCACCACGUCCGACGACACGUAUCGAGCGAGAGCAACCGCCUUUUCUACUUUUUGCUGGACUGUUCGCGGCUCCAUCGACUCGAUGCCAGUAUUGAAUCGACCCCCCACGCCGACACAAAAGGUCUGUGUGCCGGCAACAAAACCAAAAUCCACUGCUGGUCCGUUGACGACAUCAACACCCAUUUCGACGCUGCUUCGCAGGGAUGGCAAGAACGGAACGAUGCCAGUGCCUUUGAAGCCGACCUUUGCAUUCGGAGCGAUGCCAACAGCCUUUUGUCCACAUUCCAACGCAGACAGGGUGAAUGUACCCAAGGACGGCACAUCCAUCUCGGCACGAAGAGACACACGAUGUUGGCUGUGUAGUGAAAACGAACCACGCACUGUGGACGUUGGGCUUUGCACAGCGAUGCGUUGGCUUAGAGACACAGACAAGUUGGAGUUCUGGCUCAUCGACGAGUGGAGCUCGAACGUCUUGCACGGACUACGCAGGUGGACAAACAUGCCGGAGAGCGCGGGGUGUGGAAAUAGAACUGACUUCUUCGAUAGUGAAUCUGGGCUGGUCGGAGCUUCUGCCCACGGGGCCGCUGGAAGCUGGGAUACAUCGAGGAGGUCGCUCAGGAAGACUUGCGCAUCCAUGACGAUGCACUUCUCCACAACUUGCCUCCAGCCGUAGUAAAU
This is a messenger RNA of Aphanomyces invadans, 1022 nucleotides long. RefSeq lists its product as hypothetical. The coding region runs from base 145 to 1017 and encodes 290 amino acids. The record is from RefSeq and is a predicted model, not a curated record. NCBI's taxonomy places the organism in Eukaryota, Oomycota, Saprolegniomycetes, Saprolegniales, Verrucalvaceae. The transcript has a single exon.